GUCACUGUCAAAUGGGUCUACUCUUUUGGCGUAUUUCAUGCAGCCAAUUUUCAAGUGAAUCACGAAUAAAAACAAAAUAAAUAUCUCUAAUAACAUUAAUAAUUAAAGCUGUGUGGCGUUAUAAACGCGUUUAGAGAAUGCGCACUUGCCAGUUCAUAAUUUGUUAAUCGGGUUUUAAAUUCACCACUUAUCUAUCAAACAAAAACAUGUUACGAAUAUAUGUCGUGCAAUUUUGUUUGUUGUUUCUAUAUGCACGGGUUGGGGCGGCUUCAGAUGAAGCUAAAGCUGAUAAAUCAGUGACAGUAGACUGCAGUACCCUGCGGUUAGGUCAAUACAUUUGUCCAGACCCGAACGUUGAUCAAAUCGAUCCCGAUACUCAGCAGUUUAAGGGAUGCGUUAAAGGGAAGGAAAUUCCAUCAGAGGGGGAAGCAGAUGUGCUAUGUAUAGCAGCGGAAGGAAUAAUCUGCAAUGAGACAAACAAUUCCACAUUUACAAGAAAGUUGCCAUGUAAAUGGACCAAUGGUUAUUCCCUAGAAAUAGCGUUACUCCUGUCUGUGUUCUUGGGUAUGUUUGGACUGGACAGAUUCUACCUUGGCUACCCAGGAAUUGGACUGGCUAAACUCUGUACUUUGGGAUUUAUGUUUCUGGGACAACUGUUGGAUAUAAUUCUUAUUGCUGCUCAGGUGGUUGGCCCAUCAGAUGGUUCAGCGUAUGUCAUUCCUUACUACGGAGCUGGUGUGACCGUAGUCCGCAGCACCAACGAGACAUACCUGCUUCCCCAAGCAGACUGGCACAACAUCACUUGACAGUGGGGAACAAUAUCAUUCGAGGAUGAUGAGGACUAUGAAUGGACAUAAGAAGCUGUGUGUGUGUUUGAACAUUGACUGACUUGAUAUAGUUUGUGUAAAUACAAUUUUAUGUUAUAAGGACAUGAGUGAUUCUGUGUAAAGAGGUUUUUAUUCAAAUGGUACCAAAUACAUAUGGACUUGGAUUCUUUCUAUGAAUAAUGUAAUCUAAACUUACCAGAUGCUAAUAAUAAUUUCAGUAAAUGUACCUAAAAAAUGUUAUGGAUAAUUCCACCAGGACAUAUACAUAUUUACUUAGAUAUUCUAACUAAAUCAAUUAUGUAACUUUUAUACAGAUAUUGGGUAUGACUGCAGAUUCUGUACAGCUGUAUAAUUAUGUUAAAAAUAAAAUAUAAAACACCA
Molecule: messenger RNA, 1208 nt
Organism: Helicoverpa zea (corn earworm)
Lineage: Eukaryota; Metazoa; Arthropoda; Insecta; Lepidoptera; Noctuidae
Gene: bisc
Product: TM2 domain-containing protein CG10795
Exons: 4
Coding region: 207-806 (199 amino acids)
Source: RefSeq, a predicted model, not a curated record